Candidula unifasciata is the source of this 447-nucleotide messenger RNA. The record is from the annotation of a GenBank genome assembly. NCBI's taxonomy places the organism in Eukaryota, Metazoa, Mollusca, Gastropoda, Stylommatophora, Geomitridae.
GAAAAGUUUAAACUGUUUGACGGCAAGCACUUGAAACCACUACUACAAGUGGCUCCAGAACCUAAAAAUGUCCGCUUGAUCGCCUAUUUUGACAAUUUGAUUCUAAAGGAACAUUACCGACAUCUGAAGCUGAGUGGAGCUAAGACACCAGAUGCACCAAAGAUGCCUCAUGUGAACACAGAGCUUCUGUUGUCAACUCUAGUGGGUGCCCACCCAUAUGUGAAAAAGUUACCCAUCCUUGAGAGGGAAGAGGUGGAACCCUCAUACAAAACUGAUGUCGGCCCCAUUACCAGAUCUGCUGACGCAGAUAUUCCUGCCAUCACAUUUGACAUGGACACUGAAGGUGUCUUGUUACGUGGAACUCGCAGCAAGUCGCUGGAUUAUGGAGUUGAUAUUGAUGCCAAGGGUCUCCGCAGUUUGCUUCGGUCUCAGAGGAAUAGCAGGAUG